Molecule: messenger RNA, 828 nt
Organism: Ornithodoros turicata
Lineage: Eukaryota; Metazoa; Arthropoda; Arachnida; Ixodida; Argasidae
Exons: 5
Coding region: 115-828 (237 amino acids)
Source: RefSeq, a predicted model, not a curated record
UGGCACUUGAUGGACUGUCUUCUUUCUGCACGUUCUUUUUUUUUUCAGGACUCUUAGGUCAUUUGUUUGCGCAAUAAAUUUAAAAAUGAAAGGCGUAAGGUCACUACAAACGAGAUGGUCGCCGAAUCACGGUCAAAGUUUGGUACGAAAGGAAAGCCUUCGCAGAGGAUUGACACAGCAGUGAUGAGACGGAACGAAACACCACGGCUUCCUGACAAUCCUUUGAACCCUUCCGGCACUGGUACUGCUCAAGAGGACCUAUCAUGGCUUUUGAACGAAUAUAAAAAGCAAAGACCAGAUAUGCAGCAAAUGCGGGAGAGGCUGCGAGCUACCUUUCAAGUGAGGUCACAGAAAAUGAAAUCCAGCACAGUUGCUGCCUCUCUGAAGGAGUUUCCGUACCUGAUUGAUUUCAGAUUUUUCAUGCAAGAGUUCCAGCUGUUGACUCAGAAGGAUGCUUCUAAAGGUGUAGAAGCUGCAAAUGAAGAUGUGCUGAACAUGGUGACAAGAAAGCAAGUACGGUGCAGCCAGGAGGCAAAAGAUGGUGUAGCUGCCUGGCGCACAAUUAACAACUGUGAACGUCGAAAGAAUCACCUCCGUUGCAUACAGGCCCUGAGGGUCCUCAGUGAGAUCUUCAAGGAGAAGAAAGCAGUGGACACUUUAUUUCUUCAUGAGCCGAGGGCUGAUGCUUCUGUCAACAUUCUCAUACUCACUAUGGUGCGUUGUGUCAACACUUUGAGGAACAUUAGGAUGUGGAAUACUUGCGGGUACAUUCUGUGGGUCCUCGUCACUGUGUCUCGUGAGGAUGUGACGACGAAAGGAAGGGAAUGA